Sander lucioperca (pikeperch) is the source of this 2879-nucleotide messenger RNA. Its product is annotated as dynein, cytoplasmic 1, intermediate chain 2a. The transcript is spliced from 17 exons. The record is from RefSeq and is a predicted model, not a curated record. Gene Ontology annotation, biological process: transport along microtubule. Gene Ontology annotation, molecular function: dynein heavy chain binding; dynein light chain binding. The coding region runs from base 116 to 2032 and encodes 638 amino acids. Lineage: Eukaryota; Metazoa; Chordata; Actinopteri; Perciformes; Percidae. Gene Ontology annotation, cellular component: cytoplasmic dynein complex.
AGUGCUUCUUUUUGGCUCUUCCCAGCUCCCGUAGUUGUGUUGGCAGCCCGUUUGUUUUGGCUGUGGUUGUAGGCAUUUGGUGUCAGGUCGAAAACCUGCUUUAAGCUGUGGCAUCAUGUCUGACAAAAGUGAGCUGAAAGCAGAGCUUGAAAGGAAGAAGCAACGCUUGGCACAAAUCAGAGAGGAGAAGAAAAGGAAGGAGGAGGAGCGCAAGAAGCAAGCGGCGGACCAAUUGAAAGAUGCUGCGCAACACCAGGAUGAUUCUGACCUGGAGAAAAAAAGACGUGAGGCUGAGGCUCUUCUACAGAGUAUGGGCAUAACCUCAGAAGCUCCUGUUGUCCCUCCUCCCAUCUCUCCAACUACCAAAUCGGCGGGCACACCAAGUGAGGCAGGGAGCCAAGACUCUGAUGGAGCCGUGGGACCCAGGACUCUGCACUGGGACUCUGACCCGUCCACUCUUCAACUUCACUCUGAUUCUGAGCUGCGGUACUGGACACUCUCUUCUCUCCUUUCCUGGCGUGGAACUCCAAAACUGGGAAUGGCCAAAGUCACACAAGUGGACUUUCCUCCACGUGAGACUGUGUCCUACACAAAAGAGACCCAGACACCUGUCAUGACUCAGCAAAAAGAAGAGGAGGAAGAAGAGGAAGAAAUUGCUGCACCUCAACCAGUAGUGGAGACUCAGACAGAAAAACCGGACCAGAAAGAGGAGGAGGAAGUAGCACCCCCCCACGAGCUGACUGAGGAGGAAAAACUCCAGAUCCUGCACUCCGAAGAGUUUGUGAAUUUCUUCGACCACAGCACUCGCAUUAUUGAGCGGGCUCUAUCAGAGCAUGUGGACCUUUUUUUUGACUACAGCGGCCGUGACCUGGAGGAGAAGGAGGGUGAAAUCCAGGCCGGAACAAAGCUCUCCCUCAACAGGCAGUUCAUGGAUGAGCGCUGGUCCAAGCAUCGUGUCGUCACCUGCCUGGACUGGUCCCUCCAGUAUCCUGAACUCCUGGUUGCCUCAUACAACAACAACGAGGACGCUCCUCACGAGCCAGACGGCGUGGCCUUAGUAUGGAACAUGAAGUACAAGAAGGCCACACCGGAGUACGUCUUCCACUGUCAGUCUGCGGUUCUGUCGGCUGCGUUUGCCAAGUUCCACCCCAACGUUGUGGUGGGGGGCACAUACUCAGGGCAGAUUGUACUAUGGGACAACAGGAGCAACAAGAGGACCCCGGUGCAGAGGACUCCCCUGUCAGCAGCAGCACACACGCACCCAGUGUACUGUGUGAAUGUAGUUGGCACCCAGAACGCCCACAACCUGAUUAGCAUCUCCACUGAUGGCAAGAUUUGUUCCUGGAGUCUGGACAUGCUCUCUCAGCCACAGGACAGCAUGGAACUGGUGUUCAAGCAGUCCAAAGCUGUAGCUGUCACCUCCAUGUCUUUCCCUCUCGGAGAUGUCAACAAUUUCGUGGUGGGCAGCGAGGACGGCUCAGUCUACAUGUCGUGUCGUCAUGGAAGCAAAGCAGGCAUCAGUGAGAUGUUUGAGGGCCACCAUGGGCCCAUCACAGGGAUCCACUGCCACACAGCUGCAGGGCCUCUGGACUUCUCCCACCUGUUUGUUACCUCCUCUUUCGACUGGACUGUCAAGCUGUGGAGCACCAAGAACAACAAGCCGCUUUACUCAUUUGAAGAUAACUCGGAUUACGUGUAUGACGUCAUGUGGUCUCCCACUCACCCUGCUCUGUUUGCUUGUGUGGACGGAGUUGGCCAUCUCGACCUGUGGAACCUCAACAACGACACCGAGGUUCCUACCGCCAGCGUUACAGUGGAGGGUAACCCGGCGCUCAACAGGGUCAGAUGGGCUCAUUCUGGCAGAGAAAUCGCUGUGGGAGACUCUGAUGGACGAGUUCUCGUGUAUGAUGUUGGAGAGCAAACUGCGGUUCCACGAAACGACGAGUGGACCCGUUUUGUUCGCACGCUGGCAGAGAUCAACGACAACAGAGAUGAUGCAGAGGAGCUGGCAGCUCAGCGCCUGGCUGCCUGAUCCAUUCGCCAUGGAGGCGAUAUUUAAGGGACCAGUGGUGCACUUGUUAAUAUCAGCCCUGAUUUUGAUGGAAGGAAAAGAUGUAAUGACAACAUGACUGGAGGAAAUAGAUGAAGUUUUGAUCAGAAAGAAGUAUGGAUACCUUUUGAUUUCUUAGACCUUUCUUAUUUGGACAACUCUGCCUUCUCAUAUAGCUGGACCGUCACCAGUCUUUCUUGGAUUAACACAAGCGACAAGGCUAUCAACCUCAGACACUAACAUGAGGUCAUAUUCACGAAACACAAACCAGUCGUCCUUUAUUCAACCAGGUGCCUUAAACUUUUAUUUUAAUCUUUGAUUGUAAAAUUCUACCUGUCUUCAUUUAGGGCAUGUUAACAUGAGCCUCAAUUUUGAGUUUUUUGAACCAAAUAGGUAACACUCAUAGCUGAGCUCCAUUUCCACCAAAGCUGUAGUAAAGCAAUCACAUCUUUAAACACCCAGGAAUGUAAACUUAUAACUGUAGAACCAUGUUGUCAUCUCCGUUCCUUUGAGACUUGAUAACCUUAAAUAUUCACUUGUUUGUAAAAUACUAAUGUUUCUACUUUCUGUAUUGUAAUACUGCACGUUUUCACUUAAUCAGUGCAGCUGGUUAGACUAGAGAUAGUUGGAAUAUCCUCAAUGCCUAAGAAGAUGAUCAUGUAUGCUGUAACUGCUCAGUAAUGUAUGUUGACAGGAUCUGAAUGGAGAUCGUUUGUUUCCUGAAGAAUCUCAAAGCUUGGUGAAAACUGAGAAUAUACUUUUCACACAGUAGAAACAAACAGUCUGAAUGAUUUAUUUCAAUAAAAUACAAUAAAUACAUUUAAAUUAU